AUGGCCGAGGAGGGGAGGUCCCUCUCCCCUGCAGAGCUGGAGUUAAGACGCAGGCUUAAGCUUUCUUAUCUCGGCCUCCUUUCCUUCCGGAAGAUCUUCUCCAAGGUCCUCGCCAACAGGCUGGCCCCGCUCCUGCCAACGCUGGUCUCCAAAUGCCAAAGCGCCUUUGUGCAGAAGUGCCCCAUCCACAACAACUUCUUGCAUGUCCAGAAUCACAUAAAGGACCUGCAUCGUCGGAACAUCCCGGGCCUCUUCCUCAAGCUGGACAUUUCAAAAGCCUUCGACUCCGUCAAUUGGGCCUUCCUGCUGGAGGUCAUGCAACGCCUCGGCUUUGGGCAGCGGUGGCGAGACUAG
This is a messenger RNA of Aegilops tauschii subsp. strangulata, 354 nucleotides long. RefSeq lists its product as uncharacterized. The record is from RefSeq and is a predicted model, not a curated record. NCBI's taxonomy places the organism in Eukaryota, Viridiplantae, Streptophyta, Magnoliopsida, Poales, Poaceae.